This is a messenger RNA of Echinostoma caproni, 204 nucleotides long. NCBI's taxonomy places the organism in Eukaryota, Metazoa, Platyhelminthes, Trematoda, Plagiorchiida, Echinostomatidae. The record is from the annotation of a GenBank genome assembly.
GGUGCAACAGUUAUGCUGAUCGGAACGGCAGAAAAUUUACCUCAGAUGCAGAUUGCGGAUACUGUUGUGGAGGAGAAGCCUCAAGUGGAGGAUAAAAUUGAACUACCUCACGGUUUGGUCAACUUAGGUAACACGUGCUACGCGAAUGCGGCUGUACAGAUGCUGUACUCUGUCCCAGAAGUCUGUGCUGCUCUGGAAAUGUAA